Messenger RNA from Acaulospora morrowiae, 1515 nucleotides. NCBI's taxonomy places the organism in Eukaryota, Fungi, Glomeromycota, Glomeromycetes, Diversisporales, Acaulosporaceae. The record is from the annotation of a GenBank genome assembly.
AUGAGUUUCUUUAAUAUAAGUCGACAGUCAUUACCCACUGAUUUUUUCAGUGGUUCUUCUAAUACCAACCGUAGAAGAUUCACCAUAAGCAAUUCCUCAAGAUCUAGCGUAAUUGCCAGUGAUAGUUGCAUUUCGAGAAAUUCUUCGGCUUCGUUAAUUGAUCGUGGAAGCUCUUUGACUAAUGACUUGAAAUUUUUAAUCAAUAAUCAGCGAUAUAGCGACUUGGAGAUUCGAUGUAAAGAUGGUCAAGUCCUUUAUGGAUGUCGAGCAAUUCUUGCCGCUCGUUCUAGUGUUUUAGAUUCGAUGUUAUAUGAUAAGAAAUCAAGUUCGCGAAUAACAUUAUCGGAGAUUGAUUCUUUCAUCAUGAUUAUUAUCCUUGAAUUUUUGUAUACUGGAUCAAUUUCAGAGGGAAUUCUAACAGUAGAGAAUUCCUUUGAAAUUUACUUCGCGGCCAAUUAUUUUCGUUUGAAUAAGCUCCAAGAUCUUGUUAUUCCAUUUGUGUAUGAAUCUUGUCGAACAAGUACUUCUAAUGACUGUUUUCCCAAAUUAUUUUCAAAAGCUAUUGGAACGAUAUCGCCAUUAACGAAUAAUGAAAUUAUCACUAUAUUGAUGGAAUAUGUCGCGAGAAUACCUUUGGAUGACAUAGAGUAUGGUCAAUUGUCUAUUGAAGCUCUUCAUUUCUUGUUGUCAAAUGUAGACAGAACAAGUUUUGCUACUGGGGAUUAUUCAAUUUUACGUUAUGCGAUUUUGACUUCGGCAAAGGAAAUUGCACCGGAUGCUGUGAAUUUCUUUGAAAAAAGAUUACCUACAUUAUAUGCCAUUUUUCAGGAUGAUUACACAAUUGAUUAUAGCAAAGACAUGGGUUAUUCAAAUAUAUGCGUAAGCAUAUCUAAAAAAAUCAAUCCAUUAUGUGAAUAUAUAGAUCUUAGUAGCAUAGAUGAAAAAGUUUUCAAGAAAAUUCUUUUACCACUGAGAUUAAUUCCACCACAAAGCUCAACCGAUUCUAAUAAUUUUGUUCAUGAUGCGAGUGUGCAACACCGUGGAGAGACUGCUUUAACGAAUACAAACAAGGGUUUUCCAAGUUAUUUGGUGAUGAGUCCAGAGCGAGAGUUCUCGGGUAAUCAGGUGAUUUCUUCUCCUGCUCCUGACCUGAAAUGGAGUGAUUUGAUGUGUGGACCAAAUUUGCAAAUAUUAGAUGAUGGAAGUAAAGUCAUUACUACAACUCAAGCAGAGUCAACUCAGUCUGUGAGAGCUAACUAUUUGAUGACAAAUGGUGUUCAUAUGUGGGAUAUUAUAGUGGGGAGAAAUUCGAAAUUAGCGUGGAUUGGUGUAUGCACAGAGGAAUAUAAUUUCCCUUAUUUUUCUGGCUCUCAACCGAAUGCAUGGGUCAUGGGUUUGGAUGGUUAUUGCUAUAACAAUAGCAAUCGAGGAGUGAAGUUCUUGGACGUAAAAAUCAAAUCUGGGUCAAAGAUAACUGUUCAAACUCUAUCCAAUUGCGACUUUAAAGUACCCUAG